Messenger RNA from Danio aesculapii, 3161 nucleotides. It is a transcript of the gene lrrc75ba, whose product is annotated as leucine rich repeat containing 75Ba. The record is from RefSeq and is a predicted model, not a curated record. The transcript has 5 exons. Lineage: Eukaryota; Metazoa; Chordata; Actinopteri; Cypriniformes; Danionidae. The coding region runs from base 272 to 1357 and encodes 361 amino acids.
GCGUCCUGCUGACAACAAACACAAACACAAGGACGAUACAGAGCAGAGCACGGUCGUCUCCCCUACUCGAACUACUAUACAUGUUUGUGUCGCCGGGAGAACCGCACAAAGGACGGCUCGCUGGCUGGCAGACCGAGUACGUGCUACUCAAGUUCGGACCGAUGUGGAGCCCGCUGGGCGUUAGUAUCAUCCGGGCUGCCAUGGUGACGCCGUGAGGGGUAAGAGCGUCGUAUUUAGUGUGAAAUUUUGAUUUUUAGCGUUAAUCGAAACCAUGGGUUCCAGACUGAGCAGACAAAACAGUCUCGACAACGAGAAUUUCUCAAGGAGGCGACGGAAGCAUCUGGACAGCACCGGAGAGAGCGACCGCAGCGGAGACUUUUUGUUUACGUCGCUGAUGCUCCGGUCGGAUAAGCUGCCCGGGAUGCUGAGGAGAAGCAACCACAGCCCGUAUGUCCGGCGGGUCGCUUGGAUCCGGGAGAUGCAGAAGCUCCUCCGGGAGAGAAAGAUAGAAGAGGCGACGGACGUGCUUAAACUGUUGAGGAAGGACCUGGGAUUAGAGGGUACGUCACUCAACGAUAUCCUCUAUAAGAACGCAGCUUUCCUAAACCUGGUGGAUCCCAUAUCUCAUGAGCUCCUGCUGAGCCUGGCCAGAGACAUGCAGUGCCCAAAGAAGGAUUUGGAGACGCUGAAGUCUUCAGAUAAAAUCUGCAGACAGCUCAUCUACCACCUGACUCCGCACUCCAAGUGGCUCAGGAAAAGUAUGACCCGCAGAAAGGCCCAGGCCUGUCUUAAAACAACACUCCAGAAGAAGCUCUGCAGUGACUCAGUGGACCUCUCUGGCAUCCCUUUAUCAACUCGCGACAUACGGCAUGUGGCGUAUUACCUCCAGACCAGUGGGGGUGCUGUGAUAUCCGUGGAUCUUAGUUUCACUGAGCUCCGGGACGAGGGCCUACGUCUACUUCUGCCCUUCCUGGGUGCAUUGCCCAAACUCACAACACUGGCUCUCAAUGGGAACCGUCUGACCCUUGGCAUCCUUAAAGAUCUGACUGAAGCCUUCAAAGAAUCCAAGAGGUUCAGUUGUCUUGCUUGGAUUGACCUGGGCAACAAUGUGGACAUAUUUACCAUGCCACAGCCUCUACUGGUGGCCCUGCGGCGACGCUGUAGCCUAAAGAGCAGUUUGCCCACCAUCUAUGAGUACACCGAGGGUCAGCCCUACUGCUACCGCAUGGAGAGCUCCAUUGAAGAACCCAGCCACUAUGAAGAAGAGGACGAAGAUGACGAGGAGGACCUGGAGCCGUGGAGCAUUGGGGAACAGAAGAGCUCAGGUAGUUUCACCCUGCACCAUUGUGAAAGGUGAACCACAACGUCACCUGACGAUGGCAUAACGAAAGAAUGGGAGAGCGCAAAGCAAGACCUCUCUUUCUCCCAACUCACACCUUUUACCAUCUCCUUCCUCCACUACAGCUCCAUGACCUUAUGUGUGAACCAACAGCAUCACAUUUAAACACAGCAAACGGUGGAACAGAUUGGUUUGAAAGGCUGUAGAAGCUUCACCAUUGACUUACUGUGUUGGCAGACGACGCUCCUUGACUCAAGGUGGAGGUUCAUUGGAGGGGGCCGCUGAGCGUCAAGUGAAAGAUGCUUUCUUACGCCCCUCUUCAGUCACGAGGAACCAAUGACGGACAGGAAUAACAAUGUGAAUAAAAUAUCCCAGAGUUUGACACAGUCAGUGGACUGGCUGAUGCAUGCCAACGGCGGAUCUGAAGCUUUACUGACCCCGCUUUUGACUAAGGUUUGGUUAGGAAUUUGGUGGGGUCAGGUUUGGUCGUAUUUGUCAGUUUUGCAUUGCCGAGGCCGUCUCUGCUACAGCAGACUGAACCUAUCACCACUGUGUGUGUGUGCUCUACUAAUCUCCCAACAAAAGCCAUGAAACCAGCUCAACAGACUAUACAGCCGACCAACGUCACGUGACGCAAGCAAAACUGCUAUGUCAAGACUUUUGCAUUUUCCCCCCCUUUCCAAAACGUCCACUUGUGAAUACCCACGCACCACUUGUCAUGUAUUUGUGAACGAUGAUACAAAAAGGUAACACUGUCGAAUUGCCCUUUUGUUGUCUGCUAAUGAUGAACAAAGCUAUCUUACAAGACAACAGGUACAUUUCAACAAUAAUAAUACAUGUUUUGGGUUGUACACAAUUGAUAUCAGAAGGUUUUCUCAGCUUUUUUCUGUUUUGGGUCUAUACAUGUAAUAUACCUCUAUAUAUGUGUCAGUGUAUUGCUUUUCCAUUUGGAAUAGUCCAAGGAAACAUGGCGGCUACAUUUCUGUGUGGUGUAUUUUAAUAUCUCGAGCACAUUCUGGUGUUAAUUCUUCACGUCUAGUCAGCUUUAACUGAAACGCCACAUUCAACGACAGCAACCUGUUCUGUAACUCAAGGUUUCAGUAAAUCACGUCCAUUUUCAAAAGAAAUAAAUAAAUGGACCAAGAGAUAAAGAGCUAAUGAUUGUUCCAUGGCCUUCGGUUUUACCUGAGCACUUUAGUCCAUGUUUUCAUCAGGUUUGUGUAAGAAAAGCUUGUUGUAGCAUUGGCGUCUUUACCACGAAACAUCAUUCUGAAACAAAAACAAGCCAAACAAAUAGUUACUGUACUAACCAGCACUUGGUUAAAGUUCAGAUGAUCAAAUAGCUAUAUGUCAGUGUUAUUAAUGGUAUAUGUAUUCUUUUAAGUGUGUCAAUUGUGUGUGUGUGUUUGUUUAAUGUUAUCUUAAUGUUUUCUCAGUGUUGUGGUUGACUAUAUUAUAUGUAAUAUCCCACCACAGUCUUAUUUUUUAACCUUCCGAAAGUGAAUAUGACCUUCACUUGGGGUCAUUUGGUAGCUUUCAAGUCCCGUCUUUAAGUCUAAAUCAUUAGUUACCAGGCUUGUGAUGUUUAACCUGCGUAAUGCUGUGUAUUUGUUACUCAUGAACAGCAUAAUGGUGUCAGUUCCCACAACGCUAAGCAAACUAAUACGCUGGUUAUUAAUAGAGGGCAGCUUAUUUGUCAUGUUGUUUAUGUGUUAGUUUGAACGAGCUCUUGUCGGUGUCAUAUAACCUGUCUUCUUAAUCCGUGCUUCAAACCGUUUAUAAGACUGUUUAAUGCUUAUGUAAUAAACUGAUAUUGAUCAAA